Molecule: messenger RNA, 1584 nt
Organism: Culicoides brevitarsis
Lineage: Eukaryota; Metazoa; Arthropoda; Insecta; Diptera; Ceratopogonidae
Product: potassium/sodium hyperpolarization-activated cyclic nucleotide-gated channel 4-like
Exons: 6
Coding region: 1-1584 (527 amino acids)
Biological process (GO): regulation of membrane depolarization; sodium ion transmembrane transport; potassium ion transmembrane transport
Cellular component (GO): HCN channel complex
Molecular function (GO): voltage-gated potassium channel activity
Source: RefSeq, a predicted model, not a curated record
AUGCUAAACAACAGGAGUCAACUUGUAAUUAACACAAGUAAAACUAACAUUGAUCACGUGACCUGCACGAGUGAAGUCAGACCAAAUCCCAUCCACAGAAGAUUUAGAAAUCCCAUUCUUGCAUGGAUUUACAGCCAAAUCACUGCCAAUGAAAGUCAUCCAACCACUCGAUGGUACUUAAAGUCCCGCAAAGCCAUUUACAAUGAAGUACAGAGACAUGUCGAAUCCGAUAAUUGGUUCAUUGUGCAUCCUUUCAGCAAUUUCAGCAGUGCUUAUCACAUUGACUUAACGCGAUGCAUCAACUGCGAUUGCUAUUACAUCGACUACGCCGUCUUCAAUACAAUCAUCUCGCUCGAAAUAAUUGUCACUUUUUUCCUGGGAUAUCACACACAAACGGAAAUUGUCUUGGAACAAGCGGCAAUUGCUAAACAUUACAUCAAAAGUUAUUUUUUCUUUGACAUGGUCAGUUGCUUGCCUGUGACAUACUUGAUCAACUUCUCCGACAUCAACAAUGAAAAGUCAAAAAUUUACUUUUUGCAUGAUUUGGCAUUGUUGCGCAUCGUCACCGCACCGAGAUUCUUCAAAUUUCUCAAUAUCACAGCGGAUUUCUUCAAAAUUAGCGAUUUUAAACGCAGAGUCAUUCGACUUGCCUGUUUUUGUGUCCUUUUCAUGCAUUUCACGGUUUGCUUGUACAAGAGAAUUUAUGCGGAAUUUUUUCAAGACUCGACGUCAGAUUUUGCUCAAGUCAUGUUCGAUCCACGGGUGUCGGCGCUCGAAAGGUACUUUAUGGUCACUUAUAUCCUAUCGUGGCGGAUUUUCGGAGCAAAUUUUGGGAAUAUUCACGAGACGAUGUUGUUGGAAAAGAUGCUGGGACUCGUUUCGAUGCUGGUUUUCUUCUGUUUUUACAUUUUUCUGUUGAUUCAAAUCCUUUAUAUAAUGGAGACAAAAGACGUUUCCCGCCAAAAAUAUCAAGAAAUCAUGCGACAAGUCGAUCAUUACAUGGGUUUGCGACAAUUUCCGUUGAGACUUCAGAAGCGCGUUCGUCUAUUUUACGAAAAAAAGUUCAUGAAAACUUAUUUUAAGGAGGAUUUGAUCCUAGAAGCCUUAUCGGAGCCCUUGAGACAGGACAUUGUCUUGCACUGCGGAAACAUUUUCAUUAAAAAAGUAAAGUUGCUGGAGGGAAUUCGUGUUUCGAUCAUCAAAUCAAUCGUUUCUUGUUUGCAAUUAGAGAUUUUUCUUCCGAAUGAUCCGGUCACAAAAGCCGGCGAAUAUGGGUUCUGCAUGUACUUCAUAGGAGUCGGCACUCUAGCUGUCUACACAAAAAGUGGUCGCGAAGUCACACAUUUGGAAGACGGCGAUCAUUUUGGUGAAUUUUGUCUCCUUUUUCCCGAGAGAAAGCGCAAAGGGAGUGUCAUUGCUGUCGAUUAUUCCGAAAUUUAUCGCUUAGACAUUCACGACUUCCAGAAAACAAUUCAAAACGAUCCCGAAAUAUUCGCGAGACUCGAGUCGCUUGCAACGCGUCGUCUAGACAUGAUACUAAUUGAGGAGGAGCGACACAAACAAAGUUGGACAGAAAACAAUUAA